GAGGAGGGGAAGUAGAGCGGUCCUCAAGAUGGCGGCGACCAUGAAGAAAGCGGCGGCGGAAGAUGUCAACGUUACGUUUGAAGAUCAACAGAAAAUCAACAAGUUUGCAAGAAACACCAGCAGAAUUACAGAACUGAAAGAGGAAAUUGAGGAUAAAAAGAAACAGCUUCAGAACCUGGAAGAUGCCUGUGAUGAUAUCAUGAUGCUAGACGAUGAUUCGCUGCUGAUACCAUAUCAAAUUGGAGACGUCUUCAUUAGCCACCCCCAAGAUGAAACUCAAGAGAUGUUGGGGGAGGCAAAGAAAAACUUGCAGGAAGAGAUUGGAGCUUUGGAGUCACAAGUAGAAUCCAUCCAGAGAGUAUUAUCAGACCUCAAAGUCCAGCUGUAUGCAAAGUUUGGCAACAAUAUAAAUCUUGAGGCGGAAGAUAAUUAAAUACCCUAGAAA
This is a messenger RNA of Euleptes europaea (tarantolino), 445 nucleotides long. It is a transcript of the gene PFDN4, whose product is annotated as prefoldin subunit 4. Bases 29 to 433 code for a protein of 134 amino acids. Gene Ontology annotation, biological process: protein folding. The transcript is spliced from 4 exons. The record is from RefSeq and is a predicted model, not a curated record. Gene Ontology annotation, cellular component: prefoldin complex; cytoplasm. Lineage: Eukaryota; Metazoa; Chordata; Lepidosauria; Squamata; Sphaerodactylidae.